AACCCCAGACCCACCAGAGAGCAGGACCCGCUCCAACCCACUGCACCACCACAUCCACCUGCCCUAACCCCUCCCUACUCCUAAACUUAACACUAACCCUAACGCAACCCUAACCCAACCCUACUCCUAAACCUAAAUGUAAUCCAACCCUAACCCUAAUCCCUAAACCUAGUUCUAACCCAUUACUAACCCUAACCCAACCCUACUCCUGAACCUAACACGAACCCUACCCUGAAAUCCUAGUCCUAACCCAUCACUAACCUUAUCCGUAUCCCUAAACCUAACCUUAACCCCAUCAUUAACCCUAACUACGAAUUUAUCUAUUGUCACACGUGAGAUCGUAUGUCACCCACAUAACAUCGCAGAAAUGGGCAGCGAUGGCGAGAAUGAAGAGACCAGGUUGCUUGCCAUAAAUCCAUAGCUAUUUACUGAACAUUCAUUGGCUCUGGAGGGAGAUAUGGGUGGGAAUAUUGUUCUUUCAACAGCGUUGAGUACCCAACGCCAGCGUUACUUCAACCUACUUCAUUCACAGCCUGGGGAAGUGGUGGUGUAACUCAGCAGAAGAGUGACUUCAAACAAGGUUCUAACAUGAACAGUGAAUUCAUCAUGUUCUUGCUAUUUUCAGCUUUGUUUAACAUCUCCAUGCUCGUUUCCAUGGCAACAGGAUGCUUCUCCUUUCCGGUGCUAUUAGAGACACCAACACUCACCAGCACAGACAGAAGCUGUAAACACCGUGGGUGUGAGUUGAAGUAAGCGAGUUGGACUAAAAUCCCGCGCUCCUUCUUUGUUGGCAUUACAGUCCCCUAGCGGGUAUUGAACCUAAACAAGGAGCUGGUAGGAGUGGUCAGAGCCGUUGCGUUUGGACCCCGUAGGUUGCAGGUUUGAGUCUCACGUCCAGCUGCGCUACCCUUGCACAAGCCCCUCCUCGCGAUGGCAACGAGCGACUCGACGGACGGAAUGAGCGGAGUCCUGCAGUUCAUGAAGCUCGUGGGACAGCUGAAGCGCGUGCCGCGCACCGGCUGGGUGUACCGGCACGUGAAGAACCCGGAGAGCGUCUCCGACCACAUGUACAGGAUGGCAGUGAUGGCGCUCACCCUCGCGGAUGAGAGCUUCGACAAGAGCAGGUGCAUAAAAUUAGCUUUGGUCCACGACAUGGCAGAGUGCAUUGUGGGUGAUAUCGCUCCGGCAGACAACGUCAGCAAGGAAGAGAAGCACAGGAGAGAGGAGGAUGCUAUGAAACACCUGACCAGCUUGCUUAAGGACAGCGUGAGGAAAGAAAUCUACGAGCUGUGGGAGGAAUACGAGAGCCAGCUGAGUCCCGAAGCCAGGCUGGUGAAGGAGCUGGACCAGCUGGAGAUGGUGCUACAGGCCCAUGAGUACGAGGAGCUGGAGAACAAUCCUGGAAAGAUGCAGGAGUUCUUUGACACCACUCAAGGCCGAUUCCACAACCCAGAGGUUCUACAGCUGGUGAACAGUUUAAAUCAAGAGCGGGCAGCACACCUGGAAGCUGGGAAAGGGGGCUCUGUUGAUGGCCCUCAUGGCACUUCCUAAUCUUGUGACCUCUCACCCCUCAUGACAAUUCCCCCCGUUUCAUGAGUGCUGGGAGGGGGGGGGCUGCUUUUUAAUUAUGAAAACCCAGGUUACAUUCUUCACCGCCAUCAAGUUAGUUGGCUGGGCUGAGUAGCUGAAGGCUGCAUGUUCAGUGAACAAUACCUCUAGGCUGUCAAGUAUUUAAAACUGUUCCGUUUACGUUGUAUUCGAUGUUACUGUAACAUGUAAUAAAAAGUCCACGGUGUCUCGUGAGGAACGAUCCCACGUGAGGUCUUCUGAGGCCAGCUGUGUGAAAGAUCAGCAUGGUC
Scleropages formosus (Asian bonytongue) is the source of this 1859-nucleotide messenger RNA. It is a transcript of the gene hddc2, whose product is annotated as HD domain containing 2. The coding region runs from base 931 to 1551 and encodes 206 amino acids. Gene Ontology annotation, molecular function: 5'-deoxynucleotidase activity. Gene Ontology annotation, cellular component: cytoplasm. The transcript has 8 exons. Lineage: Eukaryota; Metazoa; Chordata; Actinopteri; Osteoglossiformes; Osteoglossidae. The record is from RefSeq and is a predicted model, not a curated record.